Molecule: messenger RNA, 1921 nt
Organism: Anarrhichthys ocellatus (wolf-eel)
Lineage: Eukaryota; Metazoa; Chordata; Actinopteri; Perciformes; Anarhichadidae
Gene: hmces
Product: 5-hydroxymethylcytosine binding, ES cell specific
Exons: 6
Coding region: 191-1270 (359 amino acids)
Biological process (GO): protein-DNA covalent cross-linking repair
Molecular function (GO): single-stranded DNA binding
Source: RefSeq, a predicted model, not a curated record
AUAACAGCAGCCUGCCCGGGCAAGUCCCCGCGUACACGGUUUACUGCAGCUAUCGUCGUGAAAAAGUAACUGUUUUGUUUCCUGAAAUAAACUUAGGCUAAACAGCUAAACACUGAAUGCGUGUUAACUUAGUUUAGCUGAACAUAUUUUGAACCCUGAAGCGGGAAAGUUCAAUUUUUUCGCCCUGAAAAUGUGUGGAAGAACCGCGUGCACACUCGCUUCUGACGAGGUGAGCCGAGCCUGCUCCUACAGAGACCGAGGAGGGCAGCGGAGACGGCCCCGCUGGAGGGACGGAGACGCGGACAAAUACCGACCCUCGUACAACAAGAGCCCGCAGUCCACGAGUCCCGUGCUGCUGUCACAGAGGCAUUUUGAUAAGGAUGCUCCUGUGGAUGAGUGUGUGUUGGCCUCCAUGCGCUGGGGUCUGGUCCCUGCCUGGUUCAAGGAGAACGACCCGAAAAAGAUGCAAUACAGCACCAACAACUGCCGCAGUGAAAAUAUACUGGAGAAGAAAACGUACAAGGACCCCCUGAUAAAAGGGCAGCGCUGCGUCAUCCUGGCUGACGGCUUUUAUGAGUGGAAGAGGCAGGCAAAAGACAAGCAGCCUUUCUUCAUAUACUUUCCUCAGACCCAGGAGAAAACAGAGGAGGAUGAUGACCCCGCGAUCUCAGCCGGCAAUAAGGAGGAUUCAGAGACCGUGUGCCCUCCAGAGGAGGCCUCCCCUGACUUGACAGAGUGUGUUGGUCAGGGAGGAGAAGCACUCGGUGAGUGGACUGGAUGGAAGUUGCUGACUAUGGCUGGACUGUUUGACUGCUGGACACCUCCAGGUGGCGGAGAACCCCUUUACACAUACAGUGUAAUCACCGUGAGCGCCUCCCUGAACCUGGAAAGCAUCCAUGAUAGGAUGCCAGCAGUCCUGGAUGGAGAGGAAGAAGUGAGAAGAUGGCUGGAUUUUGGGGAGGUGAAGUCUCUGGACGCCAUGAAACUGCUCCAGUCGAAAAACAGUUUGACUUUUCACCCCGUCUCUUCACUGGUAAACAACUCUCGCAACAACUCUCCGGAGUGCCUUCAGCCUGUAGAUCUUAACAGCAAAAAGGAGCCCAAACCCACAGCCAGCAGUAAGAUGAUGAUGAGCUGGCUGACGAGCAGCGCGCCUUCAAAGAGGAAGGAGCCGACCACAUGUAAGAGUAAAGAAGAGCCAGAAAGCAAGUCUACAGGGGCCCUUCACGAGUGGCUUCAGGGGGCCAAUAAGAAACCAAGAACCAAAUGAAGAUACGAACUGGGACUGAAAGCUCUGCAGUGUUAAAACACCGUUCAGGCAUUAUUUAUUCCACUGAAGCUAUUUUGACAGUUGUGAGAAAAACAUGCUUUUGCUUCAUUCGUAACCUUUUUAAACGUAAUAAAAAAAAAUGCUACACAGAUACUAUUUCAUUUCAAAAUGUUCACAAUAAAUGUCAGAAAUAAAGACAGCAUGCUUUAAUCAAGAUUUUUUAUUACCCUUAUUACUUGAAAUGUGAAGACAUUUCAAAACAAUGUAGAUGCUAUGCAUUUAUCAUAUUACUAAUAUAAUAAUGAUGAAUGCCAAUACUUCCCCACACCCUUUUUUAUUUUUUUUUUCUUCUUUCAAAAGUUACAGUAUGUAUGCUAUCUUGUGAUCUAUAAUGCAUUUCAAAGUUUUAACAUAAUACGAACAGACGGUUAAAGAUCUGAUCGGUUAAAAGAAAUGUCAAGCACUUAAAUUGUUUGCCAACACGAGCAAAUGGCAGAGUCUUGAUAUGCAGAUUUACAACAACUGUUUGCUUCCCCCACACAGUGAUUGAGAGGUUUGCAAAUAUACAAAGUCUUCCAAUAGUCGACGGUAAAAACUAAUUUACGAACCAAUAGUACUCGGUUAUGAAUGAUAUUUAUACUUGAGAGAAAU